ACGCGCACUUUCCGUCGCAACCUUGCAAUUCCCAUCGGAAAUAUCUUCCUCGCCGCCGCCGCCGCCGCCGCCUGCGCCAUGCUCCAUCUCCGGCACCGCAUCGUGUCCCAUAUCCUCUCCUCCUCCUCCACCUCUGCCAUCUCCCCACUCCACCGGCUCCUCUCUGCGGCGGCAGCCGCUGCCCCCAUUUCCCCGACCCAAGGAUUCGCCGUUGAGGACUACCUCGUCGACGCCUGCGGCCUCACCCGGCCCCAAGCCCUCAAGGCCUCCAAGAAGCUCUCCCACCUCAACUCCCCCGCCAAGCCCGACGCUGUCCUCGCCUUCCUCGCCGGCCUCGGCCUCUCCGGCGCCGAUGCCGCCGCCGUCGUCGCCAAAGACCCGCUCUUCCUCUGCGCCGGCGUGGAGAGAACAUUGGCCCCCGUCGUCGACGGCCUCGCCGGCCUCGGCCUGUCGCGCCCUGAGAUCGCCCGCCUCGUCUCGCUUGUCCACAGCCGCUUCCGCCGCAGAUCCAUAGUCCCCAAGCUGGAGUACUACCUGCCCCUCUUCGGCUCCUUCCACAGCUUCCUCCGGGCGUCCCAGCGCGCAUGCUACCUUCUCUCAUCGGACCUCGACAAGGUGGUCAAGCCCAAUGUCAUGUUCCUGCGGGAAUGCGGGCUAGCUGAUUGCGACAUUACCAAGCUGUGUAUCUCUGAGCCGAGGUUGCUCGGCAACAAACUGGAACGCGUCCAGGCAAUGGUGGCGCGCGCCGAAGGUCUGGGCGUGCCCCGUGGCUCGGGGAUGUUCAAGGUUGCGAUACAGGCUGUCGCAUUCCUCAGCGAGGAGAAGAUCGCCAACAAAGUGGACUACCUGAAGAAGACGUUCGGUUGGUCGGAUGCUGAGGUGGUCGUUGCUUUGUCUAUGGCUCCAAUGUUGCUGAAUAGGUCAAAGGACAUCCUGCAGCGCAGGUUCGAGUUCCUUGUCUCUGAGGUGGGCUUGCAACCGGGGUACAUUGCUCAUCGGCCGGUAUUCCUCUAUUAUAGCCUGGAGGGCCGGAUCAAGCCCCGGUGCUAUGUUCUAAAGUUUCUCAAGGAAAACAGAUUGCUCGAUCGCGACUGGAGCUUCUAUACUGCAGUCACUAGGCCUGAGAAGUAUUUCAUCAAGAAGUGCAUAUGCCCUUACAAGGAAUCUGCACCACACCUCGCUGAAGACUAUGUGGCAGCUUGCAGAGGGGAAAUGCCAAGUAAUUUCAGAUUUACUUGAACCAAAAAAGGGCUAAGGAAAUUGGUUGCUUGUGUAUGGCGCAACAAAUUUGCACUCUCCGUAGUGAGCUGGUAGUUCCUGUUUUGGUGUUCUUUGCCAAACUAGAUGUUGGUUAUUUUCUGUAGUAUGCCUGUUACAUGCCAGUUUGGUCAUUGCUGAAUGCUAACUCCUGUCAAACUGAUAAUUUUAUUCUUGAACCUGGAUAUGUUGAUGUUGUCAUUCCUUAUAGAAGAUCCCUGAAAAUGAUAAGUCCAUGGAUAUAUUUACGUCUCUGACUUCUGUGUAAGAUCAUGAUAACCAGAAAAACCAAGAAUACUACUGUGUUGUUUUCCACCUAAAUAAAUGUAUCACUAUGAUCUGCUUUCAUGCCAAAAUUUCUCUAUCAUGCAUGUUCCAUUUCAUUUGAUUGGCUUUUAGGUUCCAUCAUAGUCCUGUGUUACUUGAACCAAAAAGGGGCUAAGAAAAUUGGUUACUUGUGUAUGGUGCAACAGAGUUUUCACUCUGUACUAAGCUGGUACUUCCUGUUUUGGUGUUCUUUGCCAAACUAGAUGUUGGUUAUUUUCUGUAGUAUGCCUGUAAGCCUGUUACAUGCCAGUUUGGUCGUUGGUAAAUGCUAACUUCUAUGAAACUGAUAAUUAUAUUCCUGAACCCUGAUAUGUUGAUGUUGCCAUUCCUUAGAUCAUAUGAUGUGUUUAGUGAUGGCAUUGACACCUUACACCUGCUGUUCAUUAUAAAAUAAAAGUGGCAAAUUGAUGUGGUAUAUUAGCCGGCCCUCCAGGCUAUAACAUAAAUUUAGCAAAUUGAUGUGUCAUAUGAGCCGGCCCUCCAGGAUAUAAUAGAACAGUUUUGGCAUUGACACCUUACUGAAGACUAUGCGGCCGCUUGCUGUGGGGAAAUUGAUGUGGCAUAUGCCCUCACAAAAACAGUUUUGGCAUUGACACCUUAGACCUGCUGUUCAUUAUAGCAUAAAAGUGGCAAAUCGAUGUGUUUAGUGAUGUAAUUAUGUGUUUCGAUCGUGUCUAAUGAUGCAAGAAGGGUAACUACCCCCUCCACUGUUCAUUGCCAAUAUAUAUCAUUUUCUGGAGAUCAAUGGAUCAAACAUUUCCUUGUUAAAUCGCAUGAAGUCAUUGCUACUUUGAUCUGAAAAUGAAGAGACAACUGCAGCAAUUACUUCUUUUGUGUAUAAACUGCAAAUGGUAACAGCAGGGCUAGUUUGAUCUAAAAUCACGAUUCUUAUUAUGGAACGGAGGGAUAGUUUGCAAACUACGAAACCAUGUCAUGUGGAGAUUGAUAUUGUCAUGGUUAUAUUUUGCCUCUGUUUUAUGUGGUUCUGUUUUCUGCUCACCAUCUUGUUUACAGAUUCGUUGUUAGUGCUCAUUUUUACUGCGAUCUUGUGCUUUGGUUGUCAGAUUGCCGCUGUUUGUGAUUUGGUAACGAAGUUCUCUGGUGUUGCUUAAUUUGCCCCUCAUUUUUUUCUUUUGGUUUUCCAUACAGGUUAAUUGGGGUACAGCUAGGCACAUAACUGUCAGAAGUAAAGUACUGUUUUACUUGCUGCCAUAGUAACGUCGCUGCGUAGGUGAUGGUGACAGUACAAAAGACGGAGAUGGGAUACAUGACGAUAGGUUUGUGAACCAUGUAACAUCCUAACAGCUGAACUGGCUAAUCCAUGCACUUCAGAAAAACCUUCAUGAAGUUUUCUCUUUUAUAAUUAUUAUUGUGUCGAUGCUGUGUGCAUCAUUCUAUUUUAAUCUUCAUUUAGAAGCAUGGAAGAUUUAGAAGGCAUAUGUAUGAUAUGAUGACUGCUUUACCAAUGUACUGAAAGGUUGGAGUCCAGUAUCUUUGAAGAGCAGAGUUUUGCUAUUUGCAUGAUCUUACUUAUCUAAACGUGGAGAUAGAUAACCCUGGACACAAGCUUGGAGUUUCCUCCACUUAAAUAUGCAUAAUUUGUUGAGUUCUAGGACCUUACUUUUUAUCUGAAUUUUAAUUGGUGAUGUCAGUAUUUGAAGCCAAGGUUCAGCUUACUCAAAUGGUAGGGAGGUUCAUAGUGAUCCUGUACAACCAUAGUAGAGCAUAAUAUUUGUCUCUAAUGUUCAACUCUGAGUAAACAGGUUCUACAAACGGUCUUUUACUGCACUUGACUGAAGAAGUAGGUGUCCUGAUGUAUGCUGCACUUGAGGGGGAAAAACUGUACAAAGGAAGGUGCCUUAAGGAAAUGAAGAAAGAAGAAGCAGAAAAAGGGGCCUGAGACUGAAACGUGUCAGCUCAGCAGUACAUGGCAAGAGUGCUACUCCCACGCCUCCUUGACGAGGCAAAGUUCAUCUCUCUCGAUUAUACGUGAAAUAGGGAGUUCAAGGUCUUAUUCGUCUUUCUUGGCCUACGUGAAUAUGAGCCAAUUCCGGAAAGUGAAUAAUUCUCUAUUGAAAGUGCAAGUCUGACGUUCCUGAUACGAAAGUGAAAGUGGAGUGAAAUCUGGAUAUGAAGGUUCAAGUCCAGUUUCAAUCUGGAUAUAAAAGUGAUGUUCAAUCGUCGAAA
Molecule: messenger RNA, 3771 nt
Organism: Triticum urartu
Lineage: Eukaryota; Viridiplantae; Streptophyta; Magnoliopsida; Poales; Poaceae
Source: RefSeq, a predicted model, not a curated record